UAAUAUUCCAUAUUUUGUUUAAGUUAUCAUCAAUUUUCUUGAGUAUAUUUGUCUUCAACAUAUAUUUUUCAUCGAACAAAUAACCCAUUAUACGCCAAACAACUGGCUAAAAUUGAGUGCAAAUAAUCUCACAGUUGGUUUUCGAAUGUGAGCAUUCUUGUUUAAUUUCAACUAAUACACGACAGUCGCAGUUCCGCAACAGAAGUAUAUAUAAGUCCAAGCUGACAGCCUUGACUUGGUAUUCGUCGUUAAUUAAAUAUGUUAGUCAGGAUCGUUUAUUUUGGCUUCCUUUUGGGGGCCACUUUUGCAAAGAGUUACAAUCCUCCCUCAUUAAAUUGUGGACGUCAGCAAUGUCGUGAUGACGGUGAAGUUAUUUGUGGUAAACUAGAAGAUAACUAUAAGUUAUUUACUGGCAGUUGUGCAGUAUUGGCGCAUUACUGUGACACAGGAGAACAAUAUACGAUCAUACCUUAUGAUCAAUGCCCACCGCAAGCAUUUAACGUCCCACGAUCGUGUCCAGAGCAAGAGGAUUAUGUUUGUGCAACAGCAGAUAAUCAAACAUAUCGGGUCUUCAAAAAUUAUUGCGAGUACAACAAUUUUUUGAUGGUCUUACGAAGAGUUUAUUGGACUGUAACGUUGGAUCAUUGUAUUGGUUUACCGGAUAUGCCGAGUGGAAUUUGUUCCUCUCUCACAGCCACGGGGGGAGAAGUUUGCGCUUUCGAUGGAACCAUAUAUACACUUUUCCCUAGCGUGUCGGCUUUAAAUCAAGAGAAAUGUUUCAACAACGAACGUUGGCAAAGAGUGUCCCUCAUCUAUUGCUAAAGAGUGUCAAUCAAAGAAAAUCCAGAAAAUGAGAAGAUUUGUUAUUAUUCUUAUUACAAAUAAAAAUUAUAUUUCUCAUUGAUUUUAAUCAA
Messenger RNA from Hermetia illucens (black soldier fly), 914 nucleotides. RefSeq lists its product as uncharacterized. The coding region runs from base 259 to 822 and encodes 187 amino acids. The record is from RefSeq and is a predicted model, not a curated record. The transcript has 5 exons. NCBI's taxonomy places the organism in Eukaryota, Metazoa, Arthropoda, Insecta, Diptera, Stratiomyidae.